Molecule: messenger RNA, 2121 nt
Organism: Ostrea edulis (European flat oyster)
Lineage: Eukaryota; Metazoa; Mollusca; Bivalvia; Ostreida; Ostreidae
Product: meiosis 1 arrest protein-like
Exons: 13
Coding region: 20-1624 (534 amino acids)
Biological process (GO): meiosis I; spermatogenesis; male meiosis chromosome separation
Source: RefSeq, a predicted model, not a curated record
GAUCCAUAAAUCGAGAAAAAUGAGUGUUCCAUCGAAUGCACGUACUCUACUUGGAAAGCAGCCAGCAAGGAUUUUACUGGUGGACAGCAAUGCUUUCCUCAAAGAUUCUGAUGUCGUAGACAAUUUGAUAGAGGUUAUGGAUAAUUUCUUCUCCAUUGCUUGUAACCUUGGAGGUCCAUCAAGAAUGCCCUUGUUUGGAUUGAUGACCUUUUCGUCUUACCCAGAAAUUUUAUUACCUCUGUCGCAUGUAAAGAGUAAUUAUGCCAGAAUACAAAAUGCGAUACAAGACUUAAAAUCCGCUUUGAAAAGCAGAAAUAUGGAGUCGGAGACGGAAGGCAUUGUCACAAGAUCUAUUGAAGAAGCUUGCAAGCAGUUUAAAAGACAAAUGUUGCUGAGUAGUUUUCAGGUACGAGGAGUUCUUCAACAAGUCGAAAUAAUCUUGUUGACUGACGGACAAUCUAAAUCAAUGCAGUAUCAGAUUGAAGAAGCCUUGGAAAACAGCGACCCCGCCAAUUUAAAGAAAAUACAGAUGGUGAUUAUUGACUCUUGGCUAAAAUAUUUCGGAGAAACAAAUGUGAACCUUAGUCAGGGCAGUGGUUUUUCCUAUAAUGGGACAGCUAGCGGAUUAGUGGAUGUGCUUCGUGUUGAUGGAGAUAGUCAGAGUCUGCAGAAUCUUUUCAAUGCAUGGCUUUUGGAUACCAACACAGACAAUGAACAUCUACAUUUGAUUUUACCUGGAGAAUCUUCUACUGAAAAUAAGAAUUUAACCAUCAAAUGUGAUCUACAGGAAAGGGUGUUGAAUCCUGCACAGCUUCCGUUCUAUGAACAAUUUACAGUGCAUUCGGAAUCUGCUAGUAUGAAAACAUUUCCAACUCCAAGCAAAGCUUCAGGGAUAUGCAUACCAGUUCAUAGGAUCGUUAUUACCGAUAUGAUUCCUUUACAGAAUGUCUGUGAAUCCAUAAUAUUUGGAGUGCCUAUGAUUGUUCAAGCAACUAGCUGCUGGAAAUUAGAAUGGGAAGAAUUGGAGAAAAACCAACAACAAUUCAAAGCCCUUUGCUACCUACUAAUGGAAAAGGAAAUGGCUAUGAUAGGAAAAAUGAAGACACAGGGCAAUCAUCAAAGUGGAAACAGAAGAAUGGGUAGAGCCCUUCAGUCUGGGCCGGCUAUGGAAGAGAAACCCUGUGGUUGGUAUGUGUUCUUACCAGCACCAAAUGGAACUCUUCUUGUAAAGGGAAUCGCUGCCAAAGAACUACUCCUACCUCAUACUGGGACCUUAGGCAUGGAAGACAUCUCAGACGAUGCAUUGGAGGACAUAAACACAUGUUUUAAAAAGCUACCAGUUCUGGAGAAUUUCAACCCUUUCCAUCGACCAUCCGGAUUGUACGACUGUUUGAAGACAAAAUAUGGACGGCAUGAAGAAAAACAUACGAAGCACAAGUUCAAUCUUAACGAUGACAUGAGUAUCUCUCCUUCUAAACAACCCUGUCCUGGAGUUACAGUAAGAUUAGACAACACAGGUCGGCGAACCUCGUCAAUGAGAGGACGAACCAACAAAAAACUACCACCUCUUCCCGUGAAAGUCGGUCAUCUAAAUCCAGUCACAGAAUUCCCACAAGAACUGUAAAGUUUGCCAAGAAAAAUCCCGUGUACCAGAUACCGUGUGACUGUGGUGAUGUGAGUGUACACGCGACGCCAUGGAGAAUUCAACUGGACGAAUAUCUAGGAAUAGCUGGUAUAAUGCAUGGAGAACUCUCUGUAAGGGCUGUUUAUCAUAUUGAAGAUAUUAUUUAUCGUUUUGUCAAUAUUGAGAAUAGUCCAAUCAAUUUCACCUCCAGGCAGCACCCCAAGUACAUGUAAAUCGCCCUUUGAUUAUAGCACUGUAGUUUGAAUGCAUUACGCUAAAACAUAUAAAUGAAAUUGACAACAGCCAUGUCCGACCCUGAUUUCAAUCAUUAUUUUCUUGUUCUUAAAUUCAGUAGUUUUUGCAAUUGUUGAAGUACAAUGUAUUGUGAAACAGAAAUAAAGAUUACUUCCCUCCAAACUUACUCUCCUAUUUGAAUACAACGUCAUAGAAUCUGUGACGUUUACAUUUCCUUCAAAAAUUUGAUCGUGCCUGACGCU